AGGCAGCAGUAAAGAGUGAGACAAACAUUCGAAAAUUCAAACGGGCGCCCUUCUCUAGAGAAGCAAAGAGCUCAAAGGCUCAAACGGCUCUUUUUCACCACACAAACUCUCUCUCUCUCUUGCUUCCUUUGUAGGGUCGAUCGAAUAUUCCAGGAUUCCGAAGACAAAAUACCAUUCAAAAGGUCUGGCUUUUCUGAACCGCUCGCUAGCUACCAAACAUGGCAAAGGGUCGCAUCUCUAACACGUACGAAGCAGCUCGCAACCAACAAGUUGAACUCAACAAAAAGAAAUUUCAGGAUUUGGGAAUUUUAAAGACGUCAAAAAGUUUGGCUGCCCUAUCAAAUUCCGAGAAAAAGUCCAAGCAACAUUCUCCAAAACCCAAAUCGAAGACUACUUGUGUAUCUGAACCAAGACGCUCCACCCGUGCACGUAACCCAGUUCCUUCAUAUCGUGAUGAUGUUGGUAUAGAGCUUCUACCUUUGCGCAAGAGGUCAAGGGUGUCAAAUUCAUGGGGAAGCUAUCUUGCAAGGCCAUUGGAUGAAGUCAGGGAAGCUUCUCAAGAAGAAAGAGAUUGUGCCUUUGAGGCCGCACUGGAUCUCCAAAGCAAGCUAGACUCUGGAAGUCCAUCUUUCGUCAAAUCAAUGGUCCGGUCUCAUGUUUAUAGCUGUUUUUGGUUGGGCCUUCCUUCAAAAUUCUGUGAGGAUCAUCUUCCAAAAACAUUGUUGGAUAUGGUAUUAGUGGAUGAAAAUGGUGUGGAAUUCGAUGCUACAUACAUUGGCAAAAGGACUGGGCUUAGUGGUGGCUGGAGAGCAUUUGCACUGGACCAUAAGCUGGAUGAUGGUGAUGCACUGGUAUUUGAAUUGUUUGAGCCAACGAGAUUUAAGAUAUACAUAGUUAAAGCAUUUCCGGUUUCAGUUCAAGAGCAAAGUGAGGACAUAACGAACAAAGAAGAUAUUCCAGCUGUUCAAACAACAUCCAAGACAGGCACGAAGCGUAACUUGCAACCAAGCCGGACACAACCGUCAAGGAAAGCUGUGGUAAAUGCAAAUGAUGACUUGGCACAUCUUCAAAAGCUUCAACCAGAGAGUGAAACAAAUAGCGAAGACAAGUCACGAGAUGAAAAUCUACUUAAAAAGAAUGGGUUAGGUUCUCAAAAAAUUCAAAAGAAAGGUAAAUCACCAGGGAGUAGUGAAAUCAAGAAGCAUGAAAUAGUUGAGAACACUGAUAGAUGUGCUUCUGGGAGAACUAGAAAGAAACCUGCCCCAAAGCUUUUAAGAAAGAAAGUAUAUUAAUUAGGAGAGAAACAAGGCUUCAUUGUCUUCUUCUGCUAUGCAAUCUCAGAAAGUUUAAUGGGUCAGGAGAUUAUCAUGCAAACGAAAAGAAAAUUUGGCUAUUUCGUUUUGCUUUGUAAUGCCUUCAUGAUAUCUGAGCUCUUUGACUCUUGUAAACCUUUUGACCUCCUAGACUUCUGAAAGUUGACAAGUAAUGUUAAUACUAAUGGAAUCUUGUUCCAGUGAAUGUUGUUUGAAAA
Molecule: messenger RNA, 1531 nt
Organism: Carya illinoinensis
Lineage: Eukaryota; Viridiplantae; Streptophyta; Magnoliopsida; Fagales; Juglandaceae
Product: putative B3 domain-containing protein At5g58280
Exons: 8
Coding region: 219-1292 (357 amino acids)
Molecular function (GO): DNA binding
Source: RefSeq, a predicted model, not a curated record